AUGACAAGAGCAGGAAGCCCCAGCAUCAGCAACAGCAGCAGCAGCAGCAGCGGCAGCAGGUGUUGCGGGAGCAGCAGCACAACCUCCACGAAUUCGUUUUCUUCUUCUCCUGAUGCAACUCUGCUUCAAUAUCAGCAGCACUUAGCUUCUUCUGGUGCUGAGUUAGGCGCUGAAGUGUCUGCUGAGCUUCCCGCUUUUCGCCGUCGUGUUUGUUCUGCUACCAGUGACACUGCAGCAGAGAGCAAUGCACAAAGCCCAGUAGAAGUUGAGGGAGAGAAAAUGCAGAGAAAGAAUAAAGAAAGCGACGCAUUGGAGUCAGAAGCAGCACAGCAUCAUUAUAAAGAGAGCAGCAACAAACACAACAAAGACAAACCCAGCGAUAAAACCUUCAGCGAGAUGAAGACAGCAGGAACAAAUAAAGCAAAUAGCAGCACUAGGAGGCUAACACCGAACACAGAAAGAGCAAAACAGGCUGAAGACAUGAUGAUGAAAACAGAAAACUGCUGCUUUCCUUCAAAGUUAGACGUCUUCGAUCCCAACUCGGAUAUCGCCAAGUCUCCUUAUAGGGGGUUUGCAAUUCUUUUAUUUAUUUGCUCUGCUUUUUAUCUUGUCGCCAAUCCAAUUAUGCGGUGGUAUGAACGAGGAGAAUAUUUCGAUAAAUCCUUGGCCGUGGGGAUGUUCUACGACUUCUUUUUUCUUAUGUUUAUGUGGUUCAAAUUGACAGUCUGGUCUCUCACGGCGUUUGUAUUGCACGUGUUGUUUAUGAAGGGAUAUAUAAACAGAAAAACUUUAUUUGUUUUGCAGCAUCUAACUCAGUUUAUUGCUAUUGCCUAUGCAGUCGCCCACUGUCUGUACAACAAGUGCGUAUGA
Molecule: messenger RNA, 870 nt
Organism: Eimeria acervulina
Lineage: Eukaryota; Apicomplexa; Conoidasida; Eucoccidiorida; Eimeriidae
Product: sterol O-acyltransferase, putative
Exons: 5
Coding region: 1-870 (289 amino acids)
Source: RefSeq, a predicted model, not a curated record